Molecule: messenger RNA, 2369 nt
Organism: Homo sapiens (human)
Lineage: Eukaryota; Metazoa; Chordata; Mammalia; Primates; Hominidae
Gene: GATB
Product: glutamyl-tRNA amidotransferase subunit B
Exons: 13
Coding region: 26-1699 (557 amino acids)
Biological process (GO): glutaminyl-tRNAGln biosynthesis via transamidation; mitochondrial translation
Cellular component (GO): mitochondrion; glutamyl-tRNA(Gln) amidotransferase complex
Molecular function (GO): carbon-nitrogen ligase activity, with glutamine as amido-N-donor; glutaminyl-tRNA synthase (glutamine-hydrolyzing) activity; ligase activity
Source: RefSeq, marked validated
ACCUGACCAAGACCCUGGAGUUACAAUGGCGGCGCCCAUGCUGCGCUGGGGCUGCCGUGGAAGACGUUGGGCUUUCGCCCGGGUUGACGGUGGUUCUUGCCACCGAAGAGGGGCUCCGACUGGGUCCACAUCCAACCAGAUUAGGGGAGAGAGCUCAGUGGCUCAGCAGCCCCUCCACACGGCCCAGAAGACGAGGAAAGGUGAACACAAAUGGGCUGCUGUGGUAGGUUUGGAAAUUCAUGCCCAGAUUUCCUCCAACUCUAAACUCUUCUCUGGAUCUCAAGUUCGCUUUUCAGCACCUCCAAAUUCUUUGGUUUCUUUUUUUGAUGCAUCUCUACCUGGAACUUUGCCGGUUCUCAACAGGAGGUGUGUAGAAGCGGCGGUGAUGACAGGCCUGGCUCUGAACUGCCACAUAAACAAGAAGUCCUUGUUUGACAGGAAGCACUACUUCUAUGCAGACCUCCCUGCAGGCUACCAAAUUACCCAGCAGAGGCUCCCAAUUGCUGUGAAUGGGAGCUUGAUAUAUGGCGUCUGUGCAGGGAAGAAGCAGAGUCAGGUGAUCCCCAAGACGGUGAGGAUCAAGCAGAUCCAGUUGGAGCAAGACAGUGGCAAAAGCCUCCACGACAACCUGAGGUCUCAGACGCUCAUUGAUUUGAACAGGGCAGGAGUGGGCCUUCUGGAGGUGGUCCUGGAGCCCGACAUGUCCUGUGGAGAAGAGGCGGCAACAGCUGUCAGGGAGCUGCAGCUGAUCCUUCAAGCCCUGGGGACCAGCCAGGCGAACAUGGCAGAGGGCCAGUUGAGAGUGGAUGCCAAUAUAUCCGUGCAUCACCCUGGGGAGCCUUUGGGCGUUCGAACGGAAGUGAAGAAUCUCAACAGCAUCAGGUUCCUGGCCAAAGCCAUAGACUAUGAAAUUCAGAGGCAAAUCAAUGAACUUGAGAAUGGAGGUGAAAUUCUGAACGAAACACGCUCAUUUCAUCACAAGCUGGGGUGCACCAUGUCAAUGAGAGACAAAGAAGGAAAACAGGACUACAGGUUCAUGCCAGAACCCAACCUGCCUCCCCUGGUGCUCUACGACGCCACAUCUCUGCCCGCAGGUGCAGACCCACAGCAAGUGAUCAAUAUUGACCAGAUUCGGGAGACACUCCCGGAGCUCCCCAGUGUGACCCGAGAGAAGCUUGUCCAACAGUAUGGGAUGCUGCUGGAACACAGCUUCACUUUGCUGAACGAAGUCGGCCUACUGGAGUUCUUCCAAAAUGUGAUAAAAGAAACUAGGGCAGAGCCAAAAAAGGUGACUAGUUGGGUCCUCAACACUUUUCUGGGCUAUUUAAAGCAACAGAACCUCGCUGUCAGUGAGAGUCCUGUCACACCCUCUGCACUCGCUGAGCUUCUUGACCUGCUGGACAGCAGAACAAUUUCUUCAUCAGCAGCUAAACAGGUGUUUGAGGAACUGUGGAAGAGGGAAGGCAAGACUCCAGGGCAGAUUGUUUCAGAAAAGCAGCUUGAACUGAUGCAGGACCAGGGGGCACUGGAGCAGCUCUGCCACUCUGUGAUGGAGGCCCAUCCUCAAGUGGUAAUGGAUGUGAAGAACAGAAACCCCAGAGCUAUAAAUAAACUGAUUGGGUUGGUCCGGAAAGCGACUCAAAGCCGAGCAGAUCCAGUCAUGAUAAAGGAGAUCCUGGAGAAGAAGCUGUCAUUGUGAGAUGUUUGGGAUCCCCUUGCCCAAGGGACAACAACAAACAGUGCAGCCUGACUGGGAACAGGAUCCUGUGAAAGCUGAUGCCCAUGUGCCCUGAGAGCUGCCUCUCAAUCCCUGUCCCAAGCCACAGCUAUGGCAUUAAUGUCACCAGUGUUCUCACCCUCUAGGCCCUGUGCCUGGAGGUGCCUCCACAGCCGACCAGCAGCCACCCCGCCUGCUUCAUCCACAUCAGGAGGGUCCGGUGAGGCUGCAGCAGUGGUUAAGGAGUAACACCUUCUUGUAUUAAGGAAUUUUAAACUAAAUAAAAUGUAUGUUGGAGAUACUGUUACCCAUUCUAAGAAAACUUUUCAUUCUGCAGUUCCUUCAACAAAUAUUUUUGAGCAACUCCUAAGGGCCAGCCAUUGUAGGUGAUGGGCAUUAGCAGUGGUCAAGAGAGACUGUAAUUUGGAUGUAUUGUUUUCAGACCUAAACACAGGUUAACAAAGAUGAAAAUACAACCAAAUAAACUGGCACAGUAUAAACACAUUUGUUUGUUUAAGGAGGUCUCAAGAGGGUGGGGAAGGAGGAUAUUAUUAGAAUUAAUCAACCUAUCGACUGAGUAGAAGUGAUAUUGCCUGUUAAACUCCCUCCCCAUCCCAGAAGGCACAGUCUGAGAAUAAAUGAAUUAAAAAAA